UGCCGUAAUUGAUUCACAGUACAAGUAAUAGUGCAAGUAAUAGUAGUGAUGGGAUUUAAAACCAACCUCACAUUUGAUAUACUUACACUUAUUAAAACAGAAUGUAAUGACUGUUCUGUGCAGGUGGAGGGGGAGGUGGAGGUGGUCGGGGUCGUGAGACUGACGGAGAUUCGUAAACCCUUCGUACCAAGCAACGACGUGAAGAGGAACCAAUGGCACUACCGCGACCUGGAGGCCAUGGGCGGGGUCACCGGGGCCGAGCCCGUCUUCAUCGAUGCAUCCUUCGAGACCACUAUACCUGGUGGACCAAUAGGAGGACAGACCAGAAUUACACUGAGGAACGAACACAUGCAGUACAUAGUAACAUGGUACGGCUUGUGUGCAGCGACCUCCUACAUGUGGUUUGCAAAGUUCAUCAAGAAACUGUGAUUAAAUGCAGUGAUUGCAAAGCACAUUUCUGAUGUACUUGAUGUGUACUGUGUCAGCUGAAGCCCACUGCAUAGACUCGCUGAUGGAUUUGUAAAUAGUUGUGUAUUAUUCUCCUGAAACAAUAAAUUCAAAUCUAAGUCA
This is a messenger RNA of Notothenia coriiceps (black rockcod), 570 nucleotides long. RefSeq names its product surfeit locus protein 1-like. Gene Ontology annotation, biological process: mitochondrial respiratory chain complex IV assembly. NCBI's taxonomy places the organism in Eukaryota, Metazoa, Chordata, Actinopteri, Perciformes, Nototheniidae. The record is from RefSeq and is a predicted model, not a curated record. The coding region runs from base 49 to 429 and encodes 126 amino acids. The transcript has 3 exons. Gene Ontology annotation, cellular component: membrane; mitochondrion.